Messenger RNA from [Torrubiella] hemipterigena, 1801 nucleotides. NCBI's taxonomy places the organism in Eukaryota, Fungi, Ascomycota, Sordariomycetes, Hypocreales, Clavicipitaceae. The record is from the annotation of a GenBank genome assembly.
GAGGGAUGCCAAAUAGCUUUUGCUGCUUUGUUAGCUGGGUUGAGAUAAGAAAAGGAAACUAAACAGCAAAGAAAAAAAAAGAAUUUUACCAGCUUGGCAAUCGGGUACAGCUUUUGUAUGUAGGUCUCGCGAAGAACACUGAUACGCAUCCCAGAUACGGCACAAGCUCUCCCAAGCCCAGACUUAUACACUGCGAACCCACCAUAGCUGCGUGCUGUCUGUCACGCUUGAAAUCCAUUCCCUCUUUCUCUUCUUCUCUUGUCUUGUUCACUUCUGUUCUCCAUUCAAAAAACAUCACAUACCACAACACACAACAUGCAAGACUCACUCAAUGUGGCUGCUGCUGCCGUCUCGGCUGAGCCUACUCCCAGACACUCCAUGACCUCUACAUCCUCAGCGCCAGAUUCCACACCGCGCUACCGCUUUCGCAGCUACCGCUUGGCCGCUGGCAAGAUGGAAAAGCCGUGGCUCGAGGACAAGCGCAUCAAGAAGACGCGCAUCAACAACAUCAUUGUCCUUACGCUUGUCUUCCUGGGCUUCGCUGCGGCCGGUGUCCUCGUCUACUUCCUCUCCAAGCCCUAUGUGCAAGGCGACUACUGCCUCGUCUACGAGGACAACUUCAAGACGCUCGACAAGUCUGUCUGGACGCACGAGGUGCAGCUUGACGGCUUUGGUAACGGCGCUUUUGACUGGACCACCACCGACGAGAAGAACUCGUACGUCGACGCCGAGGGCCUGCACAUUGUGCCCACGCUCACCAACCAGACCACCAGCAUCACCUCAGACCAGCUCUACGCCAACUACACGCUCGAUCUCACCAAGGACGGCAGCUGCACCAGCAAGGCAAACUCGAGCUGCGUCGUCACCUCUGACCCCGUCAAGGGCAAGAUGAUUCCCCCUGUCCGCUCGGCCCGUCUGUCCACCAAAGGCCGCAAGAGCAUCCGCUACGGUCGUGUCGAAGUCGUUGCCAAGAUGCCCAAGGGUGACUGGCUGUGGCCCGCCAUUUGGAUGAUGCCUGAAAACGACACUUACGGUGUCUGGCCGCGCUCUGGCGAGAUUGACAUUGCCGAAUCACGCGGAAACGGCCGUGACUACCCCGAAGGCGGCCGCAACUGGUACUACGGAACGCUUCAUUGGGGUCCUACACACGCCAGCGACGCCUACUGGAAGACGAGCAAUGCCAACAAGAUCCGCCGCGGUACUUUUGCCGACGGCUUCCACACGUACGGUAUGCAGUGGACGCCCGACUACAUCUACUUCUACAUCGACUCGCGCGUCCACCAGAUUGAAUUUAUCGGCUUCGACAAGCACAAGCCGCUCUACGAUCUGGGCAACUUUGCCAAGCAGACCGACGAGAACAACACGCUGCUUGAUAACCCAUGGGCCAAGAGCACGUCGACUACCGGCAACGCGCCGUUUGACCAAAAGUUUUAUCUGAUUCUCAACCUUGCGGUUGGUGGUACUAAUGGCUGGUUUAAGGACAAGGUUGGCGACAAGCCUUGGAUUGAUGAUGCUCAGAACGCCCAGUGGACGUUUUGGAACGCUGCCAAGUCUUGGUUGCCUACCUGGGGCGAGCCUAAUGAGCGCGGUAUGACGGUCAAGUCUGUCAAGAUGUGGCAGGCUGGUGCUUGUGGCUCUCCCGAGUUGUAGACUUUUUGUCUUGGAGGAAUAAUAGUUCCUAGCAUGGCCACGAUUUACGUCUGUUUUUUUUUUGCCUUUGGAAUAUACCAUAGCCGUUACUUUAGAUUGUACGCACGCAUUGCAUUUAUAGAAUAAUUAAUUUGACAUUUCUUUUAUGAAG